Vanrija pseudolonga is the source of this 1390-nucleotide messenger RNA. It is a transcript of the gene TRM10, whose product is annotated as tRNA (guanine(9)-N1)-methyltransferase. The transcript is spliced from 3 exons. Gene Ontology annotation, molecular function: tRNA binding. The coding region runs from base 43 to 1356 and encodes 437 amino acids. Gene Ontology annotation, biological process: tRNA N1-guanine methylation. The record is from RefSeq and is a predicted model, not a curated record. Gene Ontology annotation, cellular component: nucleus. Lineage: Eukaryota; Fungi; Basidiomycota; Tremellomycetes; Trichosporonales; Trichosporonaceae.
CGACAACAACAAUAACAAUAACAAUAACAAUUUUUAACGGCAAUGAGCGACACGCACGACCCUGUGGUGGUCGCCAAAGUGGAAACGCCUUCAUUAGAGGCAGCCCCUUCCAAUGAAGAGGCCACUGCCCCCACCGACAUUGCGGCAGAGGCAGGACCAUCGACACCCCCGUUAUCCAAGAAUCAGCAGAAGAAGUUAGCCAAGAGAGCAAAGUUUGAGUCGCACAAGCUCGAGAAGCGCGCCGCCGAGCGCAUACGCCGGCGUGAGCGCACGCAGGCCCUCAAGGCGGGCUACGAGGCCGGCACCCUCAGCGAGGCCGACAAGGAGAUCUACGAGCGCGGCCUCGAGCUCAAGCGGCGCGCCAAGGCGAAUGUCAACCAUGCCGCGGAGGUGUGGCCAGGCGGCGUGGUCAUUGACUGCGGCUUCGACGAGCUCAUGACAGAACAGGAAAUUACCAGCAUGAGCGGACAGCUCACCUACGUCUACUCUGCCAACCGCACCGCGCCACGCCCAUUCUCCUCCGUCCUCUUCACCAGCUUCUCGCCAGAGAUCAGCCCGCGCCUAUGGGAGAAGAUGACCAAGACCAACUGGGACCGCUGGAACCGCAUGCACUUCUGGUCCCAGGACGUCGGCGUCCUCGCCGGCGAGCUGGGGAAGGAGAAGGAGGAGGGAGGGGAGAGGGUAGAGGCGGAGGCGGAGGGAGCCGUGGAGUCGGCAACGGAGAAUGGUAACGACGCGGCGGCAAACGGGAAGCCUGCACGACCCAAGAAGACCAAACUCGGCGCGAACGGCGCCCCGAACGAUACGGCUACGUUGCUCGCGGCGCUCUCGGGGCCGCAUCUGCCACCAACCCUACCUGCGACUCACAAACUCGUAUAUCUAUCCGCCGACGCCGACGAGGAGCUCACGACGCUCGCAGAGGACGAGGUGUAUGUCCUCGGCGGUAUUGUGGACCGCAACCGGCACAAGAUGUUGUGCCAGAACAAGGCCGAUAAGCUCAACAUCCGCACGGCGCGCCUCCCAAUCGGCACAUUCAUCGAGAACCUCCCGACGCGCAAGGUCCUUACCGUGAACCAGGUGUACUCUAUCCUGGUGCAGUACGUUGCGUUACAAGACUGGGCCGCGGCGUUCGAGGCCGUUAUCCCGCAGCGCAAGUUCUUUGGCAGCAAGCAGGAACGCAAGGCAAGCAAGCGCAAGGCUGAGGGGACGCCAGAUGUGGAGGGGGACGGUGGGGACGACGUUGCGGAGGAGGGGGACGAGGAGGAGCGCGAAGAUGGUGACGACGAGCACAUCCUCUUAUCCACGCCGCCGAUGGACGUCGAUCACGAGGAGGCUGUAAACAACGCAUUGGCUUAACGAUUAGAUAGCCCCAACAUUCAGCAGCAUGGCA